Trematomus bernacchii (emerald rockcod) is the source of this 1658-nucleotide messenger RNA. RefSeq lists its product as uncharacterized. The transcript is spliced from 9 exons. Gene Ontology annotation, cellular component: cilium; cytoplasmic microtubule. Gene Ontology annotation, biological process: microtubule cytoskeleton organization. Gene Ontology annotation, molecular function: microtubule binding. The coding region runs from base 1 to 1635 and encodes 544 amino acids. The record is from RefSeq and is a predicted model, not a curated record. NCBI's taxonomy places the organism in Eukaryota, Metazoa, Chordata, Actinopteri, Perciformes, Nototheniidae.
AUGGAGAACCAAAACAUGUCAAACAUCUUCCAUCGAUUUAGGAAGGGUUUACAUGGGAAUGGCGAUUACGGCUGGGAGAACUCAGAUGAGUUCAGGAUCCUGAACAUACAGAGGUCUCAGAGGUCUGCAUUAACUCGCCAAGCAGAGAGGCUUUGCGCUGCAGAGAAAGAGCGACACGAGGCCGUCCUGAACCGAGUGAGACGCUCUGUUCAGGGCGUCAUUUUGCCCUUACCUAAAAAACCAGCUUUCCGCAGAAGCCCAGAACUCUCUCGGCGAGAGAGGAUAAGCCCUCUUAUAGAUUUACCCCGCAUGAACUGGGAGAACAUCAAGAAAACCCAGAUCCUGAGUCCUGGAAGUUCGGAUGAGAGGGACUCCUUUUGGGACAAGGUGCUCCUCAGCAGUCAGACGGCUGUAAAGGCAUGUGAAGCAGAAGGAGACAGGAGGCCAACUUCCUCCAGUUGUUCUCUGUUCAGCCUCAGCAGUGUGGACACUCACACACCCAGUGAGCUGAGAGCCAUUCCUCUGAUAGAGGACGCAUUCACACCUGCUCCUCCUGCUGCGUCUGCAGUUCCACUUCCCAGGAGAAGAGUGUCUCGCCUGCCUGUUUUGUGUGCCAAACCCAGCGGAGCAGCAGACAAGGUACAAGUGAAAGUAUGUACACUCCAGUCGGCUAAAAGUAAAGUUGGGGCUUUGGGUGAAAAGGUGGAUAGCUUUGAGCUUGAGUACUUCCUUCCACCUCGACCCCCUGCGGCUCCCAAAAAGACCCCUGUGAUGACGCCUCUGGACCCGACCCCUCCAACAGUUCCCAGAACCAAGAGGAGGGUACCUCGACCUGGGAUGUUGCUGCAACCUGCUAAAGCCAUAGCAGCAGGAGAGAAGGCUGCCAGGGACUGCAGCCUCCAGACGGCAAAUGAUAAACAAGUUGAACGGGUUGAGCUGCAGCCAUUGACCAAUCCGAUGGAAAGCCUGUCUGCCUGCUUCAAGCUGCUCGCCUCCAACGACUGGGAGAAGAAAGUGCAAAGCUUGAAAAUAUUGCAAGCUCUGGCCCAGCACCACUCCCAGACUCUCAAGACAAAAUGCCAUGAAGUGUGUCUGGUUCUAAUUGACGAGGUGAAUAACCUACGCUCAGCAGUGGCCUGUGAGGCUAUGACCACGUUAGCCGAGCUGUAUGUGAACCUCAAAAAGGCAAUGGACUCGGAGGUCGAAGCCACAGGCCGAGCUCUGCUGCUCAAACUAGCGCAGACCGCCAGCAACUUUGUUCAGCAGCAGGCCAAUCUUGCACUGGGCGCCAUGGUGGAGAACUGCAGCCAUGGGCGGACAGUGAGCACUCUGUUGAACACGGGACUGAAUCACCGUUGUGUCGCAGUAAGAGGGAGCAUGGCCCAACACCUGCACCUCCUGGUCGACAGAUUUGGAGCAGCUUGCGUCUUGGCAGCAGGAACGAGCUUCACCGAACACUUCCUAAGAGCCGUCUCCAAAAUGUGUGUGGAUGCUGCACCAGACGUGAGGCACCACGGACAGAUCCUCCUCCAGAAGCUGGCUUCAAACCAGAGAUUUCUGAACCUGUGGACAAAGAUCAUCCCAGAAACAGAAAGAGCUCCGCUGGACAAGAUCCUAAAGAAGUCCAAGCUGUAAAACUGGAGAACAUGUCCAAUAUA